Molecule: messenger RNA, 858 nt
Organism: Hordeum vulgare subsp. vulgare (domesticated barley)
Lineage: Eukaryota; Viridiplantae; Streptophyta; Magnoliopsida; Poales; Poaceae
Exons: 3
Coding region: 41-682 (213 amino acids)
Cellular component (GO): mitochondrial matrix
Source: RefSeq, a predicted model, not a curated record
CGAGUCGCGAUUGAUCCGCAUCUCUCUCAAGCCCGGUGCGAUGUUCCUGCGGCGCCUGAGCACGUCCGCCUCCGGCGCCCUCCGCCGGCGCCGCCGCGGCGCCAAGGACGACGGUGUCGUAACCGCCCUGCGUGCGGAGAUCGCCCACGAGCUGUCCUCUUCCCCCUCCUCCUCCUCCCCCCCUUCCCUCCAUUAUCAGGAGACUCUUGGCUUUGCCACCGUGUCGGAUGCGCCGCGUGCGCAGGACGUGCUUGUGCGCCGCCGCGGAGACGCCGAGGAGGUCCACGUGUCGGCGCUGCUCGCCCCACUGCGUUUCGAAGGCGAGGAACCGCUGCCCAGGGACGCGCUCAUGAAGGUGUUCGUCAGCAAACCAGGAGUGGAACCGCUGCUGCGCUUCGACUGCCGCGCGGUUGCCGCCGCCGGCGGCGCUGCUGCUGGCUAUGAUAUAACUGCCCUUUCGUAUCACGCGUUCCCUGGCGAUGGUGGAGGCCGCAAGUAUGAAGGGCCAGACUUCGGGCUUUUGGAUCCUAAGCUACAGACUGCACUGAAAGAAUAUCUCCUGGCAAGAGGUGUUACCCCCGAACUGGCGACCUCACUUCGUGAACACUUGCUUCAGAAGGAGCAGGCCCAGUACGUGAGCUGGCUGAAAACAUUGGAAGGGAUGUUCACCAAGGAUCAUUGACCUGAUUGUUGGCCGAAAAGAUGAAGAAGAGAACGAUUGUUGACCUAUUAGACUAUUAGUCCUCGGCUGUUCAACUUUGCUCGUCAGUUGUUAGUCUGUUCCUGACGAGACGAAUGCUUAAUGUUCUUUUGGCCGUGACAAUGCGGGAUAUAAGGUGAAUGCUGUAUCUCGGUUAA